AUGCUUAAAAUAUCUUCGUAUGUCCCAUACAUAUACAAAUGUACUAAUGUCAAAAAUUUAAAACGACUUUAUGAGCACACACAAAAUAAAAGUUACAAUGAUGUAAUUCAUUUUUCAAAAGGACUAUAUCAAUAUAUGUGUAAAUAUCCCUACAAAUUUGAUAAUGCAUUUAUAAGUUUUGCAAAAACGGUAUUCAAUGAUAUUUCAAAAGUAAAGAUAGUUGAUGAAGAUAAAGGGGAUAUAUGUCUUUUGAUAUUAUUAUAUAUAAAAUGUAAAAAAAAAUGUAAAACAUUUAUGGUUGAUAAAAAUGUAAUUAAAUAUUUAAGUUGUAUUAUUGAAAAAAAUAUUGAAAACUUUGAUGAAGAUGAUCUUUCAACUGUUUUAACAUUUUUAAGUUGUACAACAAAUCAUAAAUUAUAUUCUGAAAAUAAUAUAAGAAAUAAUAUAAAUAAAAAUAAAAUAAAAAUUGAAAUUACAAAAAAAAUAAUAGAGAGGAGUCAAAAUUAUUUAUAUAAUUUUAAGCAAAUCAAAAAUUUAUGUAUAUUAUAUAGUUAUUUAUGUAGAGAAAACAUAACCAUAGAACUACAUAAUAAUCUUCUUAAUCGAAUAUUUUCGGAUUUAAAUAAAUGUCAAGGUACAGAUUUAACAAAUAUUAUUUUUAAUUUUUAUCAUAUAAAUAAUUUUUUUUUCAACAUUUUUUUAAAAAAAAUAUUUGAAUUUAUUGCACAAAACGAGGUAGAAAAAUAUGAACAGUCAGAACAUAAUGACAACAAUCCAAUUUUAGACAUUGAGGGGAUAAAGAAAUGGAAAAACUUAAAUAGUGAUAAUAACAAUUUUAAAAAGUUUCACUUUAGCAACCUAUUUAAUAUAUAUAAUUGUAACAUAUAUGUGUAUAAUUUUAUAAAUAAUUAUAAUAAAAUAUUUAUGGAAAUAAACAAAUUCAAAUUAAUAGAUCAAUGCAACUUUAUAGACAAUAUUUGGAAAAAUUGCAGACUUUUAUAUGAUUUUUAUAUACACUUUGAAUAUUAUGUAAAUCAAAAAGGAUGUAAUAAAAAUUGGUUAGGUAGUGCAAAAGAAAAGGCAAAAGAUGGUGGACUACAAAUUAAUAUUGCACAAGCCCUAUUAUAUGACAAUAUAUUUUGUAAAGACAAUUUAAAAGUACUUAUACAUAUAUACAAGAAUGGAAUAGUCUAUUACAAAUAUUAUUUUAAUGAACUUUGUAUUUUUUUGAAAAAAAACAUUUUAAACAUAUUAGAAAGUAAUCUUGGAAAUCUACAAAAUGAGGACAUUAACAGUGGUGAUAAUAAAAGAAUAAUAAAAAUAAAUAACAAGCAUAUUUAUAUUUUACUAAAUGUUUUAUGUCAAAUGAAUAUACAAAGUAAUAAAAUUUUAAAUAUAAUAACUAAUGAUUUUAAAAAGAAUUAUAAUCAUUACACUCUUAAAGAAAGUUUAUUAUUAUUACAUUUUUGUUUUAAUCAUAAAAAUGUAGAAAUAUAUAAAUUGAUUUAUACACACAUUAAUAAUAUAAUCAACAAAAUACCAAAUAGUAAGAACAUAAUAAUGCCAAAUAAUUUUGGUUUGCUAUUUUUUCCACCCUGUCUUUAUUCAAAUAAUAAUGAAAACAUAUAUAUAGAUACAUUUUUAAAAUAUGCAAAAUAUUAUUUAAAUAAAAACAACGGAAUUGAAAGUUAUAAGUUGAAUGACGAACUUUUUUUUUUGUGUUUAAGUUACAACAUAUUAAUGUAUAAAAAUGAAAAUGAAAAUAUAUUAACCAAAUUUAAAUUAAAACAGUUAAAAAUAAUUUAUGAAUUUCUACAAAAAUUUGAAAACAUAACAAAAAAAAUUAAAGAUAAUAAUUCUUUGUGCUUAAAAGAUAAAACAAAAAAAAAUAACAAAUUAUAUUUUUAUAAUUUUUUUCUCCAUAAAAAUAUAAAAAUAAAUAAUAUACUUAAAUGUGUUGAAAUAUGUAUGAGCCAAAAUGAAAAAAUCUAUAUCAAUUUUAUUAAUUUUUUUAACAUACACAAAAAAUUCUAUUAUGCUUACAUAGGCUAUAAAAGCUUAUAUUAUAUACCAUCGAUUGUACCCUCGAUCAUAAUCAAAAAUUGA
Plasmodium vinckei vinckei is the source of this 2106-nucleotide messenger RNA. Its product is annotated as conserved Plasmodium protein, unknown function. Lineage: Eukaryota; Apicomplexa; Aconoidasida; Haemosporida; Plasmodiidae. The transcript has 2 exons. Bases 1 to 2106 code for a protein of 701 amino acids. The record is from RefSeq and is a predicted model, not a curated record.